AUGGCGAAGAAACCGGAUCCCAAUGAGAUUGUCUAUGUUUAUUUGCGCCAAUUGGGUGGUGAAGUUGCCCCUUCUUCCGUCCUGGCCCCAAAGCUAGGUCCAUUGGGUAUGUCACCAAAGAAGGUCGGUGAUGAUAUCGCUAAGGAGACAGCAAGCUGGAAGGGGAUUAAAGUCACAGUUAAGUUGACAAUCCAGAACAGACAGGCUCAAAUCGAAAUAAAGCCAAGUGCCACCGCUUUACUAAUCAGGGAACUUAAGGAACCCUUGAGAGAUAGGAAGAAGGUAAAGAAUAUUAAGCACAGUGGAAAUUUGACAUGGGAUCAAUUGCUGACUGUAGCCAGGACAAUGAGGCCAUCUUCCAUGGCCAAGACCUUCAAGGGAACUGUUAAGGAGAUUCUUGGCACAUGUAACGCUAUAGGUUGCUCCGUAGAUGGUCAAAAGCCAAGAUCUUUGCAGGAGAAGAUCGAUAAUGGUGAGAUAGAGAUCCCUAAUGAGUAA
Molecule: messenger RNA, 498 nt
Organism: Theileria equi strain WA
Lineage: Eukaryota; Apicomplexa; Aconoidasida; Piroplasmida; Theileriidae
Product: 60S ribosomal protein L12, putative
Exons: 2
Coding region: 1-498 (165 amino acids)
Biological process (GO): translation
Cellular component (GO): ribosome; cytosolic large ribosomal subunit
Molecular function (GO): structural constituent of ribosome; large ribosomal subunit rRNA binding
Source: RefSeq, a predicted model, not a curated record